Molecule: messenger RNA, 834 nt
Organism: Erythranthe guttata (spotted monkey flower)
Lineage: Eukaryota; Viridiplantae; Streptophyta; Magnoliopsida; Lamiales; Phrymaceae
Source: RefSeq, a predicted model, not a curated record
AUGAGGUGGACCCAUAUCCUUGGAGAUGCAUUCUCAGCUACAGAGUGCAUCAACACGUGGGGGAAGAUCAUGGCCAAUCAGAAACUGCCACCUCACUCUCUCGACAGUCCUCCAAUCACCCCCCGCCACGUCGGACCGAUGAUGACAUCCUCGUUUUGCCACUCCCUUAAACCGUUGGAUUCCCUCGGAGACAACUGGCUAACUCCAAACAACUUCAAAAUGCAAACUCACACUUUUCACAUCACACAGAAACAGCUGAACUCUUUGCUGUCCGAAGAUCGGAACAAGUGUAAUAAGAUUACGAUAAACCCUUUCGAAGUGAUAUCUGCGAUCGUGUGGAAAUCGAUGGCCAAAAUUAAGGAGACUAAGAUAAUCACUGUGUGUAAAAAGGGGAAAUUUGAUAGUAGUAUUCUUGAAAAUAAGUUUCUUGGUAAUACACACCAAGUGAUUGGGACUGUCGAAGCUGAGAAUACGAGCCUAAUUGCGGAUUCCGAUCCGAUUGAGAUAGCUAAGAUGAUUGGUGAAGAGUUUGUGGAUGAAACGAGCUUGAUCGAGAAACGAAUGGAGGAAGGAGAUGGGAAUGUUGAUGUGUUGGUUUACGGUGGGUCGAAUCUUACGUUUGUCGACUUGGAAGGAGUGGAUUUGUAUGGGCUGGAGAUGAAUGGACAAGGCCCGGUUUUUGCUGACGUAAGCAUUGGUGGGGUGGGCGACGAAGGGGCGGUUGUGGUGGUCCCGAAUGCGGGGCAACAAGGGCGAAUUGUGAAUGUGAUUCUGCCUGAGAAUCAACUCCAUCUCUUGAAGGAAGCGCUCAGGUCGGAUUGGGGCCUUUUCUAG